Messenger RNA from Linum tenue, 339 nucleotides. NCBI's taxonomy places the organism in Eukaryota, Viridiplantae, Streptophyta, Magnoliopsida, Malpighiales, Linaceae. The record is from the annotation of a GenBank genome assembly.
AUGAAUUUCAGGAGCAUGGACGAGUUCUGGGGGUUCUACAUGAGCCAGCACUCGAAGCCGUGGACCAGGCGAUGGCACUUCGUGGGGACUCUGCUGAGCUUGGUCACUUUGCUCUACGCCCUGUGUUUCAACUGGUGGGUUUUGUCUCUGGUGCCGGUAAUCGGCUACGGGUUCGCCUGGUACAGCCAUUUCUUCGUGGAGCGGAACGUGCCGGCGACGUUCGGCCACCCGGUUUGGUCCUUGCUCUGCGAUUACAAGAUGUUCGGCUUGAUGCUCACCGGUGGGAUGGAUAAGGAGAUCAAGCGCCUCGGCAAGCGCCCUGUAUUACAGACCUAUUGA